AUGACAUCACAUUACUCUAGUAAACACUAUUUAGUUGAUGGUCAGACACUCCCAAUCGAUCAACUGAAUUCAGCAAUAUGGUUAAGUCAAUUUUAUCAAUUGAAACCAGCUGUGACAAAUGAAAAUAAUACUUUAAACUCAUCAAUCACUCAAUUUAUAUUCCCUGAAGUAACAAGUAUUUUUAUUGGAGGCGGAGCCCCAGCCACUCGUAAUCCAGGUAUCAAUCCAUUAGAUUAUUUCAAUAGUACUUAUCCAAAAUGUACAAGUCUAGUAUUUUGGAACGAUAAUAGAGUUACUGAAAUUCCAGUCUAUUUCAAUCAAGCAUUUCCAAAUCUCAAAACUUUUCAACAACAAUUUCCAAAUCUUCAAAAUUUGACAAUAUUAUCAUUGAGCAUUAGUCCAAACCAAGUCCUAACCAUUCAAGUUGAUUCCCCACUCAUUAGCUUAUCGCAUACAAAAAUCUACUCUGACAGUGACCCAACAGAUGAUGAUAUCUAUUCUGAUAAUUGGAAUAGUGGAGAACCAUCUGGUGGUUUUAUCAAUCCUAUAUUCUCAUACCCAAACUCGAUUAAAUCACUACAAGGUUUAUAUUUUAAUAAUAAUUUUUCAGGGACUAUUCCAUCUAAUUUCUUUGCAAUGAAUCCAAAUAUUAGAGAAUUUGCAGUGGCAUAUAAUCCAUUCAUUCAAGGUAUUAUUGGAGAGGAAUCAUGUCAUGUCAAUAUUUUGUCUAUUACAAACACUAGUAUUAGUUCAGUUCCAGAUUGCUGGUGGUGUUUUUACGAUGGUAUAAAGAACAAAAAUUUCGCAACAUCCCUUACCAAACCUUCAUCCAUUGACUGUCCUGGUCCUCAAUUGAAAAGUACUGAACUAUUUUCAGUCAAUCAAAGUGUAACGAUUGUUGGUAAUAAUAUAGGUUGGGGUGAUUUUUAUCUAGAUCUUGUAGUGGCCAAUAGAAUAGUAGUAGGAAAUCAUUUUAAAAUUCCAAGAGGAACUACUCAAUAUGUACAAGUUGUAUUUUCAGUUCGUCCAAAUAUUUGGGCACCGGUGAAUGUAACAUGUAUUGAUUUUUCAGUCAAUAAUGUUACAUUGGAUCUUCAAACCAAUCAAGAGAUGAUUGUAAAUUAUGAUUAUGCUACUCCAAAAUAUCCACCAAAUGUAAAUGUUGGAAAUAGUUUACAAUCUCUACAAUCAAUCAAUUCAAAAUAUUGUUUCACAGGAUGCCAAGCAAUAUAUACUAUUCCAUCACCAUUUAAUUUUGAUACAAUGAUGGAUAUCAAUUUCUUUACCUCAUUACAAUCACAAUCCUUUGUUGAUUCUAGUAUCAUUAUUAUCAAAGGUAAGUAA
Cavenderia fasciculata is the source of this 1344-nucleotide messenger RNA. RefSeq lists its product as uncharacterized. The record is from RefSeq and is a predicted model, not a curated record. The transcript has 8 exons. NCBI's taxonomy places the organism in Eukaryota, Evosea, Eumycetozoa, Acytosteliales, Cavenderiaceae. Bases 1 to 1344 code for a protein of 447 amino acids.